This is a messenger RNA of Brachypodium distachyon (stiff brome), 4301 nucleotides long. RefSeq names its product phospholipid-transporting ATPase 3. NCBI's taxonomy places the organism in Eukaryota, Viridiplantae, Streptophyta, Magnoliopsida, Poales, Poaceae. The record is from RefSeq and is a predicted model, not a curated record. Gene Ontology annotation, cellular component: plasma membrane. The coding region runs from base 232 to 4047 and encodes 1271 amino acids. Gene Ontology annotation, molecular function: ATP hydrolysis activity; magnesium ion binding; ATP binding. The transcript is spliced from 28 exons. Gene Ontology annotation, biological process: phospholipid translocation.
UCUUCUCCCGGAGCCAAAGGAAAAGAAAAAGGCAAAACAAAAAAAUUACACGGAAAAAAUACGCACAUACGGGAACGCGUGACCCAAAUCGAAUCCCCUCCUCAGCGAGGCACUGAAAUCCACCAGAAAGCCGCGCAAAUCCGACUAGGUCUCCCCUCCGAUCCACCGUGAGGUUUCCCCAGAUCUCCCGCCGGCUCCUCCAGCGCUGGGUUUGGCGCUGAGGGGGGCAGGAUGAGCUCGCGCAUAAAGGAGAUGAUGCGGGUUGCCACCGCGCGGCUGGGCGGCGAGCAGUCGCCGCGGGGGGGGACCUCUCAGGCCGGCCGCGCUGAGGCGUCCAGGACGGCGCGUCUCGGCGGCGGGGGCGGCAGCCUCCGACGGCAGCCGCAGCCGCAGGCACCCACCGUGCGCACCAUCUACUGCAACGACCGCGAAGCCAACGCGCCGGUCGGGUACAAGGGAAAUUCUGUGUCGACUACAAAGUACAGUGUGCUGACAUUUCUACCUAAAGGAUUGUUUGAACAGUUCAGACGGGUGGCAAAUCUUUACUUUCUUAUGAUUUCAAUCUUGUCGACUACACCAAUUAGUCCAGUCCACCCUGUCACCAAUGUGGUUCCACUUAGUUUAGUGCUUUUGGUUUCACUCAUCAAGGAAGCUUUUGAGGACUGGAAACGUUUCCAGAAUGACAUGUCAAUUAAUAAUGCGCACGUCGAUGUAUUGCAAGGUCAAAAAUGGGAAAGUGCCCCUUGGAAAAGACUGCAGGUUGGAGAUAUUGUGAGGAUCAAGCAAGACACUUACUUUCCUUCUGACUUGCUCUUCCUAUCAAGUACGAACCCUGAUGGUGUCUGCUACAUAGAGACAGCAAAUCUUGAUGGGGAAACUAACCUGAAAAUAAGGAAGGCUUUGGAGAAAACCUGGGACUGCGUAAUUCCUGAAAAGGCUUCUGAAUUCAAAGGUGAAAUACAAUGCGAACAGCCAAACAAUUCACUUUAUACAUUUACCGGGAACCUUAUUGUGGACAAGCAAACUAUACCAAUUUCACCAAAUCAAAUACUACUAAGGGGAUGCAGCCUUCGUAAUACAGAGUACAUUGUCGCGGCUGUUAUAUUCACGGGCCAUGAGACGAAAGUUAUGAUGAAUUCUAUGAAUGUUCCCUCUAAAAGAAGUACAUUGGAGAAGAAACUAGACAAGCUUAUUCUUGCUCUAUUUGCAACCCUCUUUACGAUGUGUGUCAUUGGUGCUAUUGGAAGUGGUUUUAUGUGGGAGGUACAUAAUAGGGCACUUUCUAGAUGGUCAGAAAUGGAAGUGCUCUGUUCAGCAUAUAGAUUUUGUGGCGUGUUUAUUAAUGAGAAAUACUUCUAUCUUGGAUUGCGUGGGCGUGUCGAGGACCAGUUUAAUCCCAAGAACAGAUUUGUGGUGACCAUUUUAACUAUGUUUACUCUAAUAACUCUAUACUCAACGAUCAUCCCCAUUUCUCUUUAUGUAUCCAUUGAGAUGAUCAAAUUCAUUCAGUGUGCAAAGUUUAUUAACAAUGAUCUGAAUAUGUAUCAUGCCGAGAGCAACACCCCAGCUUUGGCUCGGACUUCUAAUCUGAAUGAGGAGCUUGGGCAGGUUGAGUAUAUAUUUUCUGACAAAACUGGAACACUUACAAGAAACUUGAUGGAAUUCUUUAAAUGUUCGAUUGGAGGGGAAAUAUAUGGAACUGGCAUCACAGAGAUUGAAAAAGGAGGAGCCGAGCGAGCCGGAGUCAAGAUUGAUGAUGAUGAGGGUAAAAGAUCAGCCACUGCAGUUCAUGAGAAAGGAUUCAACUUUGAUGAUGCUAGAAUAAUGCGUGGUGCAUGGAGAAAUGAACCUAAUCCUGAUGCUUGCGUGCAAUUCUGCAGAUGCCUUGCAAUCUGUCAUACAGUUCUUCCUGAGGGUGAGGAGACACCGGAAAAGAUUACUUAUCAAGCUGCCUCUCCCGACGAGGCCGCGCUUGUCGCUGCUGCGAAGAAUUUUGGUUUCUUCUUUUAUAGACGUACGCCAACCACAGUCUUGGUUCGGGAAUCACAUGUUGAGAGGAUGGGGAGUAUACAAGAUGUUGCAUAUGAAAUUCUGAAUGUUUUGGAAUUCAACAGUACAAGAAAGCGCCAAUCUGUGGUUUGCCGUUUCCCAAAUGGAAAACUUGUUCUGUAUUGCAAGGGCGCUGAUAAUGUCAUUUUUGAACGGUUAGCUGAUGGAAAUCAUGACAUUAAAAAGACAAGCAGAGAACAUCUAGAACAAUUUGGCUCUGCUGGCUUGCGCACGCUUUGCCUUGCUUAUCGAGAUCUAAGCAGGGAGCAGUACGAAAGCUGGAAUGAGAAGUUUGUUCAAGCUAAAUCUUCUUUACGAGAUCGUGAUAAGAAGCUUGAUGAGGUGGCUGAGUUGAUUGAAAAGGACCUUAUAUUGAUAGGGUGCACUGCAAUAGAAGACAAACUGCAAGAAGGGGUUCCAGCCUGCAUUGAAACUCUUUCUGCAGCUGGCAUAAAAAUUUGGGUGCUAACUGGAGAUAAAAUGGAAACAGCAAUUAAUAUAGCAUAUGCGUGCAGCCUGGUGAAUAACGAUACAAAACAAUUCAUCAUCACUUCUGAGACAGAUGCAAUUAGAGAUGCUGAAGACAGGGGAGACCCUGUGGAAAUUGCACGUGUUAUCAAAGACUCGGUAAAACAGAGUCUGAGAAGUUACCUUGAGGAAGCCCACCGUUCUUUGAGGAGCACGCCAGGACGAAAGUUGGCUUUCAUUAUUGAUGGACGAUGCUUGAUGUACGCUCUAGACCCAGCUCUGCGUGUGAAUCUUCUUGGUUUGAGUUUAAUUUGCCAAUCAGUUGUAUGUUGUCGAGUUUCUCCACUGCAAAAGGCACAGGUUGCAAGUUUAGUUAGGAAAGGUGCACGUAAGAUAACUCUCAGUAUUGGUGAUGGUGCUAAUGAUGUGAGUAUGAUUCAAGCUGCUCAUGUUGGUAUUGGCAUCAGCGGACAAGAAGGAAUGCAAGCUGUUAUGGCGAGUGAUUUUGCCAUUGCUCAGUUUCGAUAUCUUACGGAUUUACUUCUUGUACAUGGGCGGUGGUCAUACUUGAGAUUGUGCAAGGUUAUCACAUACUUCUUCUACAAGAAUCUGACUUUUACACUAACUCAGUUCUGGUUCACUUUCCAAACUGGCUUUUCUGGUCAGCGAUUUUAUGAUGACUGGUUCCAGUCUCUGUAUAAUGUCAUUUUCACGGCACUACCUGUAAUUAUGGUUGGGUUGUUUGAUAAGGAUGUGAGUGCAUCUCUAUCAAAAAAAUACCCACAACUUUACCAAGAAGGAAUUAGGAACACAUUCUUCCGGUGGAAAGUGAUUGCGGUGUGGGGUUUCUUUGCCUUCUACCAGUCAAUAGUGUUCUAUUACUUUACUGCAGCUGCAAGUCAGCAUGGUCACGGUUCAUCUGGCAAGAUUCUUGGUCAAUGGGAUGUUAGCACGAUGGCCUUUACUUGUGUUGUGGUGACUGUUAAUCUACGUCUCCUCAUGUCGUGCAAUUCUAUCACGAGAUGGCAUUAUUUCAGCGUAGCUGGCAGUAUAGCGGCCUGGUUUCUGUUUAUCUUCAUAUAUUCUGCGAUAAUGACAUCAUUUGACCGACAGGAAAAUGUAUAUUUUGUGAUUUAUGUUCUGAUGAGUACCUUUUUCUUCUACCUCACACUAAUGCUUGCUCCAGUCAUCGCUCUCUUUGGUGAUUUCCUGUAUCUAUCGCUCCAAAGAUGGCUCUUUCCCUAUGACUACCAAGUAAUCCAGGAGAUGCACAAGGAUGACCCCCACGAAUACAGCAUGAUACAUCUGCCUGAGAGGAGCCAUUUGAGCCCAGAAGAAGCAAGAAGCUAUGCGAUCUCCAUGCUCCCUCGAGAGAACUCCAAGCACACUGGUUUUGCUUUCGACUCCCCGGGAUACGAGUCGUUCUUCGCAUCCCAGCAAGGUGUAGGUGUGCCUCACAAACCAUGGGAUGUUGCCAGGAGAGCCAGCAUGAAGCAGCAGCGGCAGCAACAGCAUACGGGAAGGUCUUAAUUCCCUAGAUUUUGUAAAGUUUUGUACAUUAUGUUCUUUUGCUCGCAGUACACAUGAGUGUGUAUAAGUAGCCUUCUAGCCCUUUUUCGUGUUUGUGACCCAUGUGUUCUGGUUGGUGUUAGUAGGUCGCCAUUGAUCCUGUUGGCUGAAGAAUUGAGUAGGUAAAAGAAUGUGGAAACUGAAAGUUCAGAUAGCCAAAUUCUUUCAGACUUUAACCCAAAUUGGAUGUUUAUAAAAAAAAAAGUCUUGCCCCA